Molecule: messenger RNA, 1522 nt
Organism: Lemur catta (Ring-tailed lemur)
Lineage: Eukaryota; Metazoa; Chordata; Mammalia; Primates; Lemuridae
Gene: EIF4A1
Product: eukaryotic translation initiation factor 4A1
Exons: 11
Coding region: 143-1363 (406 amino acids)
Biological process (GO): cytoplasmic translational initiation
Cellular component (GO): cytoplasmic stress granule
Molecular function (GO): ATP binding; RNA helicase activity; translation initiation factor activity
Source: RefSeq, a predicted model, not a curated record
CGCCUACGAACUAACGUCAUGCGCAGUUGCUGAGCGCCGGCAGGCGGGGCCGAGGCGGGCAAGCCAAUGCGAUGGCUGGGGCGGGGUCGGGUGCUCUAUAAGUUGUCGAUAGGCGGGCACUCCGCCCUAGUUUCUAAGGAUCAUGUCUGCGAGUCAGGAUUCCCGAUCCAGAGACAAUGGCCCUGAUGGGAUGGAGCCCGAAGGCGUCAUCGAGAGUAACUGGAAUGAGAUUGUUGACAGCUUUGAUGACAUGAACCUCUCGGAGUCCCUCCUCCGUGGUAUCUACGCCUAUGGUUUUGAGAAGCCCUCUGCCAUCCAGCAGCGAGCCAUUCUUCCUUGUAUCAAGGGUUAUGAUGUGAUCGCUCAAGCCCAAUCUGGGACUGGGAAAACAGCCACAUUUGCUAUAUCGAUUCUGCAGCAGAUUGAGUUGGAUCUAAAGGCCACCCAGGCCUUGGUCCUAGCACCCACUCGAGAAUUGGCUCAGCAGAUACAGAAGGUGGUCAUGGCAUUAGGAGACUACAUGGGUGCCUCCUGUCAUGCCUGUAUUGGGGGCACCAACGUGCGUGCUGAGGUGCAGAAAUUGCAGAUGGAAGCUCCCCAUAUCAUCGUGGGUACCCCUGGCCGAGUGUUUGACAUGCUUAACCGGAGAUACCUGUCUCCCAAAUAUAUCAAAAUGUUUGUACUGGAUGAAGCUGAUGAAAUGUUAAGCCGUGGAUUUAAGGACCAGAUCUAUGACAUAUUCCAAAAGCUCAACAGCAACACCCAGGUGGUUUUGCUGUCGGCUACAAUGCCUUCUGAUGUGCUUGAGGUGACCAAGAAGUUCAUGAGGGACCCCAUCCGGAUUCUUGUCAAGAAGGAAGAGUUAACCCUGGAGGGUAUCCGUCAGUUCUACAUCAAUGUGGAACGAGAGGAGUGGAAGCUGGACACGCUGUGUGACUUGUAUGAAACCCUGACCAUCACCCAGGCAGUCAUCUUCAUCAACACCCGAAGGAAGGUCGAUUGGCUCACUGAGAAGAUGCAUGCCCGAGAUUUCACUGUUUCUGCCAUGCAUGGAGAUAUGGACCAAAAAGAACGAGAUGUGAUCAUGAGGGAGUUCCGUUCUGGCUCUAGCCGAGUAUUGAUUACCACUGACCUGCUGGCCAGAGGCAUUGAUGUGCAGCAGGUUUCUUUAGUCAUCAACUAUGACCUUCCUACCAACAGGGAAAACUAUAUUCACAGAAUUGGUCGUGGUGGACGGUUUGGCCGUAAGGGUGUGGCUAUUAACAUGGUGACAGAAGAAGACAAGAGGACUCUUCGAGACAUCGAGACCUUCUACAACACCUCCAUUGAGGAGAUGCCCCUCAAUGUUGCUGACCUCAUCUGAGAGGGGCUGUCCUGCUACCUAGCCCCAGCCAGGGUUCAAUCUUGGGGGGCUGAGGAGCAGCAGGAGGGGGGAGGGAAGGGAGCCAAGGGAUGGACAUCUUGUCAUUUUUUUUUUCUUUGAAUAAAUGUCACUUUUUGAGGCAAAAGAAGGAACCGUGAA